AGGGGCAAUGCCGACACCUAUAAGCUGUCGCUAUUGGACGCAAUAACGACAACUUAUAGGUGUCGGCAUUGCCCAUUAAAAAAAAUUGGCUGUUAAAAUUUUUUCCGCCCAAAAUAACCUUAAUUUUUCCCUCUUCCUUCUUUCUUUCUUUUCCCUCUUCUUCUUUCUUUCUUCCAGCCGAAAGGUCCCUCCACCAGCUGAAAGUCCACCAGCCGAAAGGUCCCUCCACCGGCCAGCCCACCACGACGUCGUCGACGCCGAACCAACCUCUCACCCGCCAGCACCGCCUCACUGGCUCUCACCCACUAGCCGAAACGUUCCGUCUGUGCAGCCAGAAACCAGCCACACCCCACGACUCUUCGGGAUAAAACUCUUGAUCUCAGAUUUUUGCUUCAGAAAGCAAUCUAAAGUUCAAAUAGAUCAUCUCAGGUACACAAGUAUGGAUCCCCCUUUAUCUGAUGAUGAUGUUGACCCAUUUGGCGAUGACAAUGAUGAGAUGGGUGAAAUCCCACAAGAAGUUAAAAUUUCGAAGAUAUAUAGGGGCAAAACAGUUUGUGUUGACGUCAUAAAGGCUAGAAGUGAGGGUCAAAAAUUAGUGGUAGAGUAUAAUCAAUUGGGGAUAUCAAUUGGAAAGGGGGAAACAAAGAUGGCAAGUCGUAUUGGAGUGUUGGCACGUUGUCACAUUCCUUUAAAUAUCGAUGACUAAAGGAGUCAUUUGAUGUACAGGCCACAUCUAAAGCUAAAGUUUUGAGUGAAGUCAGGGACCGAUGGAGAGAUUGGAAGAGUUGGCUAACAAAAAAUAAAGUUGAAAAGUACAAAGAAAAAGCUCCUGAACUCCUUGCCCAUCCACCAGAUGCAUGGAGUAACUGGAUCAAACAAGAUGAUUGGGAAGGAUUCGUUGCUAAGAGAUUAUCUCCUCAGUGGGCUGAGCUAAGAAAAAAGAAACAAGGUGCACGGGCACAGAACAAAUACAAUCACCACACAGGAUGGGGUGGUUACAAACAGAUAGAGCAACAACUUGAAACAGAAUUAGGCCACGAAAUAACAGAUUUUGAUAGAGCUGAUAUGUGGUUAAGGAUAAGAAAGGAUAAAAAAGGUUGACUACAAACAAAAGGUAGCAGAAGGAACUUUGGUGGUGGAAGGAUCCAAAGAAGUCCUAACAUUGGCUUUGGGCACCCCUGAGCAUUUUGGACGUGUUAGGGGGAUGCCUAAAGGUGUCAGCCCUACACAAUUUUUUAAGACACCAAAGCCUAAGAGAAAAAUUCAGCUCGAAGUAUCUACUUCAAAAGAUAGCCGCAUUAAUAGGCUGGAAGAGCAACUUCAACAAUCUGAUGAGAGGAAUCGUCGAACUGAGGAGAAAUUAAAUCAAUUGAUGGAGCAAUUUAGAUCGACACAUAGCAAUAUUGGUGAGUCAUCGCAUGCAUCUGGUUCUUGUGUGGGAAGAGCAACCUCUAAUGUAUCACCACCACCACCACCAUUAGCACCAUAUGUUGAACAAGAGGUUGUUCCACCAGUACUAGCACCACCACCACCACCACUAGCACCACAUGUUCAACAAGUGCUUGUUCCACCAAUACUAGCACCACCACCACCACAUGUUCAACCAAUGAUUACUCCACCAGAACCACAAGUUCCACCAACUAUGCAUGAGAUAUUCUUAUUACCAUAAUCAACUUAGCAAAUGUUAAUGCUUAAUAAUUUCACUAUUGUACUAUAUUAAUUAUUUCUUUCUAACGCAACAUAUUAAAUGCAAGCUUGCUAUCAAAACGAGAGACAACAUAGUUGCAUCGGGAUACAUCCUUAAGACUGAUAGUAGAGAUAUCCAUGGAAAAAAGAUGCCUAAAGAAGUUGCUCGUGUAGUCAUUGAGGUAGCCCACGAUGAGAUGGCUAGGCUACAAUUUCCUAAUUUGAAUGCAGGGAUCACUUUGGUAGGUCAAGCAGUUGGGGUACCAGUAGCAUGGCAUAAACAUCUUAUUAUCGACGAAAGUGAGCAGGGAGAGAAGAGAAAGCAAGAAGAUAUUGAGGCAAUGAUACCUUCCACUCAACAUCCACAGCCCCCAAAGCUUCCGCGUGUAGAGCCAUUGACACAGGAGGUAGUGUCAAUCUCUCACAAUGAUUCGACAUCUAUGUCAAGCAAUUUGACCUCUUUAUUGAAGUUUGUAUCACCAUGGGAUAAUGACUACCACAAGAAGAUUAAUAUCCCAUCGCAUGUUUUUGGAUACAACACGAUUGCUACGCUUUUCAAGGAUGAUGUGACGCAAUUUUGCAAUAUGGACAAGAUUGGGAAAACUCCAAUGAUAUUGUAUUUGAGGUUGUUGGAUGAUAUACUACAUACCAAUGGGUUGGAUCAUUUGUACGCAUUUCAGCAUCCAGGUGAAGUUAGUGUAGGUCAUGAGAAUAAGCGUGCCCAAGCACUUAAAGACCGAUUCAUUCAAAUGGGCGAGAAGCAGUUCCUUAUUUGUCCCUGGAAUAACAAUGCCGACAACAACCAAAAACCACAGAGUGCGGUAUCUACUGCAUGAAGUAUGCUAGGGAUCUCAUUUCACAACGAAGAACUAGAGCAUAUCUAUCGAAUAAUUUCAAUUCAGAUUUACCAUAUACUGACGCAGAGCUUAAUGAAGUUCAAGAAGAGUGGGCCAAAUAUAUUCUACCGCAACUCGCUAAAUGAUGGCAUGCUUUCUUAGUACCUAUGUGAGGGGAUUUAAUCAUUUUUUGAACUUUUUAUUUCUUUUAUUAGAAAUUGUUAGAACUAAUCAAAUACAGAAUCAAUCUAACAAAUUAUAUGUAGUUAAUUUAGCUUUUUGAGGUGUAUAUUGCGCUAAAUAUUCAUUUUAUGACAAACUUUUUUGGAACUAUGUAUUUCUUUUACUUAGAAAGUGUUAUAACUAAUCAAAUGUAAAGUUAAUGUUACUAAUGUUAAUUUAAUUUAAUCUUUGA
This is a messenger RNA of Humulus lupulus (European hop), 2937 nucleotides long. RefSeq lists its product as uncharacterized. The transcript is spliced from 9 exons. NCBI's taxonomy places the organism in Eukaryota, Viridiplantae, Streptophyta, Magnoliopsida, Rosales, Cannabaceae. The record is from RefSeq and is a predicted model, not a curated record. The coding region runs from base 1836 to 2522 and encodes 228 amino acids.